This is a messenger RNA of Aedes albopictus (Asian tiger mosquito), 1889 nucleotides long. Its product is annotated as oligodendrocyte-myelin glycoprotein. Lineage: Eukaryota; Metazoa; Arthropoda; Insecta; Diptera; Culicidae. The coding region runs from base 868 to 1779 and encodes 303 amino acids. Gene Ontology annotation, molecular function: protein binding. The record is from RefSeq and is a predicted model, not a curated record. The transcript has 2 exons. Gene Ontology annotation, cellular component: extracellular matrix.
UAAAUGAACGCUGCCUGAAAAAUAUCGAGUCAAAACAUCAAUUUUUUUCGUGUUUUUGGCUGAAAAUGUUCAAUUGUGACUCAUAAGCUUAGAGUAACUGGCAUUGGUUGUUAGUUUUUAUUAGGAGACUUUAGUCUCCUAAUAAAAACUAUACAGUUAGUGAUAUACUGAGUUUCAGCUGAUGCAUUAAUCUUAAUAAGAUUCAAUGGCACACGACUGGAAAUCAUGCAUAAAAAUCUAGUUUUGCAUUAGGCCAACUGGCAAUUGAAACAACGGCAAGUAACCGCUUUGUGCGCGUAUUCUUACCAGCUACCAACGACCGGUUUUACAUACAACCAACCAACAACCGCACUCUGAAACGCGUGCGAUAACGCCUUCAUUCCAAAAAAGGAACUGACCGCUAUUAAUUUAUCAUAUUCUUCGAUCACUUCCCUUUUGCGCAGCAAAACGGCUCUGCUGGUCGUUGUCGUCGUCGGCGGUGAUGACGGUGAUUAUGCUGCCUCCCAUAUAUGGCGAUAGCUAAAGGCGUAAAAUUUGAACGUUCGAUUCUUGAGAUUUUCUACUCCAGGUACAGGAAGCAAUUGGAGUUAAAGAGCGUGGCAUCAAUGACUAAGAUGGAGGAAAUGUGCUGAAUCUGCGAUAGGCAUACUUUGCAGGUCAAUUGGCCAGAUUAAUGCCAAUUGAGAUUUCCUUCAGAAGUGCACCGCACUGUCACCGCGUUGCUGUAAGUGACAACGUGGCAAAUUGUAAUCAAGAGUAUGUCGCGUGCGCUGAUUCAUUGUAUUAGCAAAUUAGAUCCACUGAGACGUGAAUCUAUUUGGCAAGCCAGUGCAAGUCGAAAUCUUCAUUCUAGUUGUAACUUUUCCAAUGGACGGACAUACGACAUCCAGGAUGAUCCCCGCGAGUUCCUUAUUCUGGAUAGUUGCUGUUGUUACCGCAACAUCAGCAUCCCCGAUGCAGUUUAACUGUUCAACUGCGCGGCAAAAAGUUUGUGAAAUCACCAAUAUUAUCAUCACGGAGUACACUGAUGUGUCGGAAUGGGAAUUCCCAGAUCAUCCUGAUAUUGCUUUCGGAAGUCACCCAUUGCCAGACGAUUCAACUAUCAUCACGAUGAUCACAAAGGAUGUUUCGGAAAAGCUUACCAACACGCAGAACAUCGAAAUGCAAAACGUUUCACUGAUGUCAUUCUUCCUGUGGGAACAUCUUAUCAGCCUGGACGUGUCGUACAAUUAUCUCUCCGAGCUCAUCGUAGAUCCUUCAGCGAUGUACAACUUGAAGUCUCUUAACAUGAAACAUAAUCGCCUUCAGAGCAUCGAUUUCCUAAAAGGCCUAUACAAACUACGUGAUCUGGAUCUCAGCAACAAUUAUCUGGAGACAAUUGACUUCUCCAUUUUGGACCCAGCAAAAGACUUAGCCACCCUAAAACUCUUCAAUAAUCGCAUCCGAACGAUUACGACGUCCUUCGGAGAUAUGCUACACUUACCACGUUUAACAGUGCUCAUGCUGAACCACAAUCAGUUGUCCAUCCUGGAUGCCAGUCGGUGGCAGUUCAACGUUCUUCAGGAUUUGUUCCUGUCCAACAACCGCCUAUCCUAUAUCAGUAUGUGUGAAAUACAGAACUCUUUUCCACGGUUGCAAACGCUCUACUUGGACGGAAAUCACUGGGAGUGCUCCAAUCUGAACAGCACCGUUUCCCAGCUCCAUGAACUAAACGUCAAACUGGUGAACCAUGGAUCCCACAACUGCACGGAAGCCAUCGAAAACAUUUGCUGUAUGUAAUCGCCCACCAAGGAAACCAGUAUCUCGAUGAAAUUGGCGUUGAACCGAAACUAGUCUAAUGUAAUUUGUCAAAGAUUAAAUCACCCCUAAUAAAGAAGUUGAUAUAUUGA